Molecule: messenger RNA, 1799 nt
Organism: Eurytemora carolleeae
Lineage: Eukaryota; Metazoa; Arthropoda; Copepoda; Calanoida; Temoridae
Product: zinc finger protein 271
Exons: 5
Coding region: 6-1790 (594 amino acids)
Biological process (GO): regulation of transcription by RNA polymerase II
Cellular component (GO): nucleus
Molecular function (GO): RNA polymerase II transcription regulatory region sequence-specific DNA binding; DNA-binding transcription factor activity, RNA polymerase II-specific
Source: RefSeq, a predicted model, not a curated record
AUAAAAUGUCAGCUAUGGCUGCAGGUGCUCAUCUUGAACAUCAGAGGAUAAACUUGUACACAGAGCUUCAGAGAGUUGAAGUGGGGACUGAGGAUAAACGAAUUUUAAAGCAUAUGCUGGUUGGUAUUCUGAACCUGAAGAAUGGAAUGAAAGAUAACAUCCAUCUCCUUAACCAAGAAAUCAAUGUCAAGAAAGGGAAAAGGGAGAAGACAGAAGAAGAGGAGAAAAAAGAGAAGCAGAGGGAAGGAGAGGAAGAGAUGGAAGGGGAGGGGGAGAAGGAAGAAGAGGAGUGGAAGGGGCUUAAUGAAGUACUUCUUGCUGCCCAGCAACAUAUUGACUCCAUUAGCUCAAUGUAUACACUGGGAGUAUCCUGCCUCAAAGAGGAAACUGAAAAUUCUCCAAAUAUCAUUCAAGUGGAAGAUUGCUGUGAUGAGGAUGAAAACAUGAAUCUGGAGAAUUAUGAAGACCUGGAGAAUCCUGCAGAGAAGAAGAAUAAGAAGAUCUCUGAGAACAAUGAACAAGAAGAAGAGAUUGUUGUCAAAGAGGAACCUGAAGAUGGAGUUAAAGAACGUGAGAAAACAGUGCCAAGGAAUCUUGCAAGGGGAAAAUACUCGUGUGAUCAAUGUGAAUAUUCUGGGGCGGAAGCUGAUAGUUUAAAUCAGCACAAAAAGAGUGAACACGGUAAAAAGUAUUCUUGUGAUCAGUGUAAAUACAAAGGCGUUAAAGAAGUAGAUCUAAAAAGACACACGCAAAGUAAACAUGUAAAAAUAAAUACGAAUGGAGGUUUGAGGUAUCCUUGUGAUGAAUGUAAUUAUGAAGGUGCUGAAUUGUCCGAUUUAAACAAUCACAAACAGAGUAAACACGUUAAAAAGUAUUCUUGUGAUCAGUGUGGAUAUGAAGGUGCUAAAAAAUUAGAUUUAAAACAACACAAGCGAAGGCAUCAUGGAAAAGCGAAAAAGAACAAAGUUUUUAUAUAUUCUUGUGAUCAGUGUAAUUAUAAAGGUGCUAAAGAAGUAGAUCUAAACAGCCACAAACAGAGUAAACACAUUAAAACGUAUUCUUGUAAUCAAUGUGAUUAUGAAUGCGCAGCAUUGUUAGAUUUAAACAAUCACACACAGAGUAAGCAUGGAGAAAAGACUUCAUCUGCAUUGCAUUACAUUGCAUUGUUAUUAAAUUCUUGUAACCAAUGCGACUAUGUGGGCGUUACAAUAUCAGAUUUACAUCAGCACACACAAGAUAAACACGAUACCAAGUAUUCUUGUGAUCAAUGUAACUAUAAAGGUGAUGAACUAUUCGACUUAAACCAACACAAAAAAGAUAAACACAAUAACAAGUAUUCUUGUGGUAAGUGUAAUUAUGAAGGUGCUAAAUUAUCAGAUUUAAACAAUCACAAACAGAGUAAACACGUUAAAAAGUAUUCAUGUGAUCAGUGUGGAUAUAAAGGUGUUGAAGAAGUAGAUCUAAACAUGCACAAGCAAAUUAAACAUGGUAAAACGAUCACGAAUGCAGGGUUGAGGUAUCCUUGUGAUGAAUGUAAUUAUAAAGGUGCCGAACUAUCCGCUUUAAACAUGCACAAACAAGAUAAGCACAGGAAGAGCAUUCUUCAUAAUGUACAACGUAAGCGGGUGCAUUGUGAUGAGUGUGAAUUCUCUGGAACUCGCCGGUGCGUUCUAUCAGAACACAUGAAGAGGAAACAUGAGCAGGCGCCAGGUGGCCCAGGGAAGAGAAUAAAGCUUGAAAAAGACAAAGAGAGUAAAGAAGAAAAAGUUAAAAUAAAAAAAGAAAAUUAAAUAAUUUAG